CUUUAUCCCGUUUUCAGAUUUACAUAAAAGGGAACGAAGAUAUUAGUAAUAAAAUUUCCUGAAAUAAAGGAAGAAGCAGAUUUUAUUUUUAUAUUUAUUCCAAUAACAGAUAAUAAAAGUUUAUAAAGUGAUAGAGGGGAACCACUUACAUCACCUUCACUUCGUAAGUUAUGAUGAAGAUUGCAUUGAACAUGUUUCCGCUACUCUGCAUUUUGUCUCUUUCUGUUACCUCAUUCACUCUUACCAACGCCGUUUCGCCCAUUCUCGAUGUUUCUUUUCUCAACCGCAGCAGUUUCCCCAAAGGCUUUGUUUUUGGAACAGCAUCCUCCGCAUACCAGUAUGAAGGUGCUGCAAGGGAAGAUGGAAGAGGACCGAGUAUAUGGGAUACUUUCACUCAUAAAUACCCACAUAAAAUAAAAGAUAGAAGUAAUGGAGAUGUAGCUGAGGAUACAUAUCAUCGGUAUAAGGAGGAUAUUGGAAUCAUGAAGUACAUGAAUUUGGAUGCUUAUAGAUUCUCCAUUUCAUGGUCUAGGGUACUACCAAAAGGAAAGCUUAGUGGUGGUGUGAACCGUAAAGGAAUAGACUACUACAAUAACCUCAUCAACGAACUACUGGCUAAAGGUUUGCAACCAUAUGUGACCAUUUUUCAUUGGGACGCUCCCCAAGCCUUAGAGGAUGAGUAUGGAGGUUUUUUAAGUCAUCAAAUUGUAGAUGAUUUUAGGGACUACGCAGAACUUUGCUUCAAAGAAUUUGGUGAUAGAGUGAAAUAUUGGAUCACUUUGAACGAACCGGGCUCUGUGACCACGUAUGGCUAUGCAUAUGGCGACCAAGCACCAGGUCGGUGUUCUGAUUGGCUAAAACUGAAUUGCACAGGUGGUGAUUCAGGAACUGAGCCAUAUUUGGUUGGUCAUCAUCUACUUCUUGCUCAUGCUGCUGCUGUCAAAGUGUUUAAGACUAAAUAUCAGAAAUCUCAAAAGGGUUUAAUAGGAAUUACCUUGGAUACUGACUGGUUUUUGCCGGCUUCAGAAAAGAAAUCAGAUCAAGAAGCUGCACGUCGAGCCCUUGACUUCAGCUUUGCAUGGUAUCUUGACCCAAUCACAAAAGGUGAGUAUCCAAAAAGCAUGCGAGUUUUGGUGGGAAACCGGUUGCCAAAGUUCACGAGAGAAGAAGCCAUGCAACUAAAGGGGUCGUUUGAUUUUCUAGGCAUAAACCACUACUCAACAUCUUAUGCUGCCCAUGCACCUCACCUACGUGGUCUCAAACCAACCCUACAGACUGAUUCUCUUGUUACUGAAACAAGUCAGAUUGACGGCAAGCCCCUUGGUCCAAUUGCUGCUUCAGACUGGCUAUGCGUUUAUCCACGUGGGAUCCGAGAACUGUUGCUUCACAUCAAGAACCAGUACAACAACCCCGUAAUUUACAUUACUGAAAAUGGUUAUGAUGAGUACAACGAUCCAACACUAUCACUUGAAGAAAGCCUUAUAGAUACUAACAGAGUUGAUUACUUAUAUCGAUAUCUUUAUUACCUUCAAAUGGCAACCAAGGAUGGUGUGAACGUAAAGGGAUAUUUUGUAUGGUCGUUUCUGGAUAACAUGGAGUGGGACUCUGGCUAUACUGAGCGAUUUGGAUUAGUCUUUGUGGAUUUCAAAGAUGGCUUGAAAAGAUACAUGAAACUCUCCGCAUAUUGGUUAAGGAAUUUUCUCAGUAUAUCUUAGUCAGAUAUUCAACAUGGUUGCAAGUAAAAUCAGAUAUGAAAUAUAUGACUAUGGAGCAAAAGGAAUAACCAGCACUAUGUGGUUAUCUUGAGUUCAAAUGUAGGACAUGUAACUAUUGAAUUGAAGGAAGAAUUUUCUCACCCAUGACAAUUAUAGUAAGUAGGAGAACAUUAGAAAUCAGAGUAGAAAUUUUAUGAAAGCGUUAUUAGCAUUUCCUUUGUCCCGUAACCAAGGCCACAGUUCGUAUGAAUAUACUUCAUGUUCCAUUGGGAAGCCAAAGAACUUAAGACCAUUCAUAAUGAAACAACUCCACUUGGGUGCUUCCAAUGGAACCCACUUGUA
This is a messenger RNA of Cajanus cajan (pigeon pea), 2057 nucleotides long. The record is from RefSeq and is a predicted model, not a curated record. Lineage: Eukaryota; Viridiplantae; Streptophyta; Magnoliopsida; Fabales; Fabaceae.